AUGAGGAACUUCAGUCUGCCAACUCUAAAAGGGAAUCUGAGUCUGCUUCUCAGUCCAUGUGCCCUAAGUCCUCACAGAGGUGGUAACCUCCCAACAGAGGAUUCUCAAAUUCAUUAUUUUCCAGUAUGUAGCCUGCAAGCUUCAAUUAACUUAUCUGUUACUUCAAUUACUCCGGUUUCAGCUUGUCCCAAGAUUCCUUCUCCAGAAGGAAUUCCUGAUUCUGCUGUGUUACCUGAGUGUGUGAUGUCAAUAUAUAUUGCAGCAGAAGCCCUACCUCCCCAACCCACGCCAGCACUCCCACCCCAACCGCAAGCCCCACAACCACAGCCGGCUCCUCAUCAACCAAGGCAACGGAGGCGUGCUAGGCCACCAAUUUUCCGAACCCGUGUCCUACUUUUUGGGAUGCCAGAUGAUGUGGUGGUGCGUAGAUACCGGCUGCCACCACAUCUAAUCCUAGACACUCUCUCCAUAAUAGAGAGUGAUCUGGAGUCUGAAAUUCGGUAUCCUACAGCAAUACCACCAUUGACACAAUUCCUUGCAGUGUUACAUUUUUUGGCUACAGCCUCAUAUCAGCAUGUUGUGGGAGACCUGGUUGGCAUGUCGCAGGGCCAGUUCAGUAAGGUCCUGCGGCGUGUCUGCCAGGCUUUCCUAAAGCGGGUGAAGCAGUUCAUUGAUAUGCCUUUGGAUGUUGGUGCCCUAGAUGUGGUGAAGCGGCAAUUUGCGGAAGGUGGUAGUCGCUUCCCACAUGUUAUUGGGGUUGUGGAUGGCACACAUGUUGCUAUUCAGCCACCAAGACAUAAUGAAGAAAUUUUUAGAAACAGGAAACUGUUUCAUUCUCUGAAUGUAAUGGUUGUUUGUGGGCCAUCCCUCCAGAUCCUUUCCCUGAAUGCAAAGUUUACUGGAAGUUCCCAUGAUGCAUAUGUCAUUAGACAAUCAGGGAUAUGGCAGAGAUUAAGAUCAAGUCAACGAGCAGACAUGUGGUUAUUGGGAGACCGUGGAUAUCCUUGCACCCCCUGGCUCAUGACUCCUUACCGUAAUCCCAGGCCAGGACCACAGAUGGCAUUUAACUCCGCGCUUACUGCCACUAGGCAGCUGGUGGAGCGCACAAUUGGUGUCCUUAAAGGGCGGUUUCGUGUGCUCCACCGCACUGGUGGCGACAUCAUGUAUUCGCCGGAGAUGGCAAGUAAAAUAGUGGUCCUGUGCGCAAUACUACAUAAUAUCGCGGUAAGGAGUAGUGUAGAGCUUCCUCAGGCAGAGGAAUUGCCUGAUGAGGAGCCAGGGGUUGGUCCACGCUUCGGUGGGGGGAGUGUGACACGGAGGGGGAGCCAAGUGAGGGCAAGAAUUGUUGCAGAAUAUUUCAGCUGAAUGAUCACACGAACUGUGGACAACAACGGCAAAACUCACCACCCCCUUCCCCUUCCCACUCCCCCUCACCUUCACACUCCCCCUCCCCUUCUCACUCCCCCUCCCCUUCUCACUCCCCCUCCCCUUCACAGUCCCCCUCAGCUUCCCAGUCCACCUCAUCUUCCCAGUCCACCUCAGCUUCCCAGGCCCCAUCAGCUUCCCUGGCCCACUCCACUUUCCAUUCCCCUUCUCACCACACCUCUCCAUCUCUUUCUGGGACCCCUUCUCCUCCUUCCCAUACCCCUUCUCCUUCUAAUUCUACAUCCCAAUCUGAACCCCCCACACCCUCUAUUGCCUUAACUUUCUCUCUGCCCCCCUCGCCCUCUCAAUCAGACCCCCCCUCUGAAAUUGGCAACCAAAUCCAGCCUCCUUCCCCCAUCCAGCCUCCUGCCCCAAUCCCUCCUCCUUCCCCAAUCCCUCCUCCUUCCCCAAUCCCUCCUCCUUCCCCCAUCCAGCCACCUUCCCCCAUCCAGCCAACAUCCCCACCCAGUGAAUGGGCAGAGGAAGCCCCUGCAGACCGGUCCGGGAGUCUUGAGGUUGCCGUGGAAAGUAAGUUUUGU
Messenger RNA from Pseudophryne corroboree (corroboree frog), 1964 nucleotides. RefSeq names its product putative nuclease HARBI1. The coding region runs from base 1 to 1365 and encodes 454 amino acids. Lineage: Eukaryota; Metazoa; Chordata; Amphibia; Anura; Myobatrachidae. The record is from RefSeq and is a predicted model, not a curated record. The transcript is spliced from 5 exons.